Messenger RNA from Lotus japonicus, 1610 nucleotides. Its product is annotated as la protein 1. NCBI's taxonomy places the organism in Eukaryota, Viridiplantae, Streptophyta, Magnoliopsida, Fabales, Fabaceae. Gene Ontology annotation, biological process: RNA processing. The transcript has 10 exons. Bases 72 to 1430 code for a protein of 452 amino acids. Gene Ontology annotation, molecular function: mRNA binding. Gene Ontology annotation, cellular component: nucleus. The record is from RefSeq and is a predicted model, not a curated record.
AAUGCAAGCAAGUAUCGAGGUUCAGUUGCAGCAUCUUCCCAUAAACCCUAGAUACUUCUUCAUCUUCAUCAAUGGCGACGCCGACCACGUUGAACGAAGAAACAACCAAGAAAGUGAUACGACAAGUGGAGUUCUACUUCAGUGAUAGCAACCUUCCCAAGGACAAUUUUAUGCGGAAAACCGUCUCUGAAAGCGAAGAUGGCAUGGUUAGUUUGGCUUUGCUUUGUUCUUUCAACCGAAUGCGCCAGCACCUUAAUUUGGGUGAUGUAAAGGCUGAGGAUGUGACUGAAGAUACUGUUAAGGCUGUUGCUCAUGUUUUGAGAAAUUCUGCUUCACUCAAAGUCUCUGAAGAUGGGAAAAAAGUUGGCAGGACAACUGAACUUCCAAAGACCGAAGAGGUCAUUGAGCAGGUGGAUAUAAGAACAAUUGCUGCAUCACCAUUUCAAUAUGAUCUGAAGCUUGAAGAUGUGGAGACAUUCUUCAGUCAAUAUGCUAAGGUCAACAGUGUGCGUCUUCCCCGUCAUGUUGGGGACAAAAAGUUCUUCUGUGGCACUGCCCUGAUUGAAUUCUCUUCAGAGGAAGAAGUAGAAAAAGUUCUCAAGGAAAAAUUGGUCUAUGCUGGGGCUGAGUUAGAAUUGAAACCAAAGAAGGACUUUGAUGCAGAGAGACAAAAGGAGUUAGAAGAAUAUGAAAAAUCUCAUCCAUCUACUGGUUCAAAUCAUCAGAAUAACUCAGAUGCAGAUGAAUACUACCCAAAAGGCUUAAUUAUUGCCUUCAAACUAAAGAGCAUUUCUGAUGAAGUUCCUUCAGAACAAAAUGGUGUUGAUCAGCAAGCCAAUGACAAUGCUGUUGUUUCUAAAACUGAUGAAAAAAUUCCAUCUGAAAUUACUUCUGAGAAAAAUGACGAAAAGGUUUCAGAAAAUGUUGACAACGAUGAAGAAAAUAAUGAGAUAAAAGAUGGAAAGAAAACUCAAGAUGAAGAGAAGAAUCCCAAAGCUGAUGAAAAGCUUUCAGCUGCUGCUUGCAAGGAUAACAUGGAUGUUGUCUUGCGUGAGGAUUUGAAGCGUGUGUUUGAGAAGUUUGGUGCAGUGAAGUACAUUGAUUUCACGAUGGGAGCAGACUCAGGAUUCAUUCGAUUUGAAGAAAGUGAAGCGGCUCAAAAAUCUCGUGCUGCUGCAGUUCUUUCAGAGAAGGGAGGCUUGGUUGUAAAGAAUUAUAUUGCUAUGCUAGAUCCAGUGACUGGUGAGGCUGAAAAAGAAUACUGGUCCCUGCUUCGUGGUAAUCAAGACAAGCGUCGAGAUAAUUUUAAGGGUAACCGAGGAAGGGGAGGUAGGCAUGGUAGAGGGGGAGGGAGACACUCACGCUCAAGAGAAAAUGACUCUGCAGCAGGUCGUCCAAAUAAAGUUCAGAAAGUUGGUACAGCGGCAUAAUGGAUCAUUCGAAACUAUCUUGUUAGGUGCAGGGAGAUUUUCGGUGAACCAGAUUACUGGUUGGUCACCUGAUGUAUUCUCAGCUUCUGAAGUUUUGAUUUUAUGGUUUUCUGUUUUGCAUUGUUAUUAUGUUGCAACGUUUCUAUAAUUUAAUAACUUUUAUCCGUAUGAUUUCCUCCA